Molecule: messenger RNA, 733 nt
Organism: Folsomia candida
Lineage: Eukaryota; Metazoa; Arthropoda; Collembola; Entomobryomorpha; Isotomidae
Gene: mRpS16
Product: probable 28S ribosomal protein S16, mitochondrial
Exons: 4
Coding region: 178-597 (139 amino acids)
Biological process (GO): mitochondrial translation
Cellular component (GO): mitochondrial small ribosomal subunit; ribosome
Molecular function (GO): structural constituent of ribosome
Source: RefSeq, a predicted model, not a curated record
GGAAUCGUCCGUGUUCGGGCACCAAACCAAAUGACCUCGUCACCUCACUCUACGCCGCCAGAGUGUUCUGGACGUCAACCCGGCAGCUGCAGCAAAUAAUAAUAAUCCAUGUGCGGUUUCAAAUUCACUCGACAAACCCAUAUAAUAGAAUAAUACGAUCAUCUAAUUAGAGAGAAAAUGCCCCUGCCAGCGGUUGGAGGAGCUGCCCUUCUCGCAGAUAAAGGCCCCAAGAUUAUACGUCUAGCAUUGCAUGGUCAUGCUAACCGUCCAUUUUUUCACAUAGUUUUGACAAAUUGUAAAGUGAAACGGGAUGACCUCCCUGUCGAGCAAUUGGGUACGUAUGAUCCCAUGCCUAAUUUGGAGAAUCAGAAACUACUAAGUCUAAAUGUUGAAAGGACGAGAUAUUGGAUGGGACAGGGAGCUAUCUUCUCCACCCCUAUAGCAAAACUGUUAGGACAAGUUGGAUUUCUAGACAUUCACCCACAGACGUAUAUAGAUGCGUGGAGAACGAGAUUUGAUGACGCUAGAAUAGAAGCUGAGACUAAAAAAGCCACAGAGUCGACAACUAACGUUGAAACUGUUCCUGCAACAUCGUAAUAAUGAAAUCAAUGUAAUAUGUAUGUAAUAGAAUUAGGUUGGAAAAUAUUGAGCUCGGAUUUAGUGUUUGUCAGCCAAAUAAACCAAAUAAUUACGUUUUUUAAACAGAACGACAAUAAAGUCAUUUUCCUAUAAA